AUGGACCGCUCCUGCCUGGACUAUAAUUCCGUGGAUUUUCCAAACUCGGCCACUGUGGUUAGAGUCGUGGAAGGAGACACAUAUGACCGGGCCCUCGAGAUGAGAGAUGCUGACACCGAGCACGAUCACAUGCCAGUAUGUGUUCUCAACUUUGCCAAUGCCUAUAACCCCGGUGGCGGCUGGCUCAAUGGUUCUCAAGCUCAAGAGGAACAACUUUGCUACCGAAGCACUCUCAUCGAUACUCUCCAUACCCGGUUCUACCCAAUGAACGAUUUGGAGUGCCUCUAUUCACCCAAUGUGAUCGUUUUCCGAAAGAGCGUUGACAGCGAGUACAACUUCAUGUCAGUGGACGACAAGCUACACCAGAACCCCACUGUUAGCGUUAUCAGCAUGGCAGCGCGGAGCAAGCCUGGAUUAGUGAAAUCCGGACUCAUGUACAAGGACGAGGCACAGAAAUAUCUCAUGAUAGCCAAAAUGCAAUUGAUUCUACGCACAGCAGCACACAACAAUCACCGCCGCUUGAUACUUGGUGCCAUUGGUUGUGGGGCCUUUCGCCAUCCCGCUCAGGAGGUAGCCGACUGUUGGUACGAGGUUCUCAUGAAAGAGGAGUUCAAGGGGUGGUUUGAGAUGAUUGAUUUCGUGAUUAGGGACUCACCUACUGAGAACAAUCUUCAAAUUUUCUCAGAGACAUUGGAUGGUUUGCUCAUAGCAUGA
This is a messenger RNA of Penicillium mononematosum, 714 nucleotides long. RefSeq lists its product as uncharacterized. Lineage: Eukaryota; Fungi; Ascomycota; Eurotiomycetes; Eurotiales; Aspergillaceae. Bases 1 to 714 code for a protein of 237 amino acids. The transcript has a single exon. The record is from RefSeq and is a predicted model, not a curated record.